Messenger RNA from Penaeus vannamei (Pacific white shrimp), 4070 nucleotides. It is a transcript of the gene Hacd2, whose product is annotated as 3-hydroxyacyl-CoA dehydratase 2. Gene Ontology annotation, molecular function: 3-hydroxyacyl-CoA dehydratase activity. The record is from RefSeq and is a predicted model, not a curated record. Gene Ontology annotation, biological process: very long-chain fatty acid biosynthetic process; fatty acid elongation; sphingolipid biosynthetic process. Lineage: Eukaryota; Metazoa; Arthropoda; Malacostraca; Decapoda; Penaeidae. Gene Ontology annotation, cellular component: endoplasmic reticulum membrane.
ACCAUCAUCAUCAUCAACACCAUCAAUACCAUCAUCAUCACCACCACCAUCACCAUUACCAUACUCGUAGUUGACAGAUGACAGCAUUCCCUUUAGUCCUUUCCAUUCAGGGUCCCUCUAAAAGCCCAUCAGCUGCUUGAAGUAAACAAACGCUUGGUCGGGAGACGGGACUCGCGUUGGUUUGUGUGCGGCUUCUUUCUUAUGACAAACACAGUCAUGGAGAAAGACAGACACCUGAGUCCUUUUGUUUACUGGGCUCAGACUGACACUGCUGUUACUCUACGUGUUGAGCUGAGGAAUGUGCAGACCCCUGAUGUGGACCUCCAGGAACAAACAUUAUCAUUCUCUGCUGUUGCAAAUGGAGCACAAGGUGAAAAUAAGUAUGGAUUCAACUUGAAACUCCUCAAGCCCAUUGAUACAGAGAAAAGCAAAUACAGAAUCUUAGACAGAAACGUUGAAUUCAACCUCAUGAAGUCAGAGAUUGAGUUCUGGCCAAGGCUUUUAGAAGAUACAAAGAAACCUGCUUGGCUGAAAAUUGACUUUGACAAAUGGACUCACGAAGAGGACUUAUCUGAUGAGGCCAGAGACAUCAUGGAGGAUUAUCCUGAUCUGUAUAACAGGGUCCAAGCUGAGGAAAUGGGAUGGCCGACAAAGAGAGAGAGUAUGAAGAAAGUAUAUCUUUUCCUAUACAACUUGUGGCAGUUUAUAGGAUUCAUAUACAUUGUGGUUGUCAUGGGAACCAGAUACCUAAGAGAUGGUCCUGCAUCGAUGGAAGGAACUCACUUGAAUGUUGGCUGGAUGAUGCGGCUCUGCUUCAUAACACAGUUUCUGGAAAUCUUCCACCCUAUGGUUGGCUACACAAAGGGAUCAGUGUUUGAAGCUAUUGUCCAGGUUGGUGGAAGAGGAAUUAUCUUCUUUUGUCUGAUUGAAGGAGAAGAGAGAAUGCAGACCAAACCAGUGAUAUUUUACCUGUAUCUUGUUUGGUCACUUAUAGAACUUGUGAGGUAUCCUUACUACAUGCUGAGGGUCUAUGAUGUAGAGAUUAGCUUCCUGACUUGGCUGCGAUACACCAUCUGGAUCCCACUCUACCCUCUUGGCUUUAUUUGUGAAGGGGUUGUAGUUCUCAGGGAUAUUCCAUACUUCGAGGAGACCAAGAAAUUCUCAGUUGCGCUGCCCAACAAGUGGAACUUCAGUUUCUAUUUCCCAAACCUUCUCAGAUGUUAUCUCCUCUUCUUCCUGUUUCCUGUGAUGUACAAGAUGAUGACACACAUGUACCAUCAGCGUGUCAGGAAGUUGGCUCCUCCAAGCUGGAAGAAAAAGUUUGAAUAGCACAAUAUAACACAAAUGGUAAAGGUGUUGUAAUGGUACCAGAUUGUACUUCAAGUCUGUUUAUGGUUUGGUUCAAAGAAAAGUAGGAAAGAUGAUGCUAAACAUAUAUAAGAAAUUUUAGGACUACUUUCCCAUCUAACUCACUGGUACAUAUUACAUGAUAAAAGAUGAAAGUCAUUGUAACACACUUGUAUAGGAGAUGCCCAUAUACAUUGAAAGUAUACAUUGUGUAUGUAUCUUGGAUUUUAUAAAAUGAUGUAUCAGGUAGUAAUGCUUGUAGAUAAAUUCAAAUGAUGAGAUUACUUUUUUGUUUCAAUAUAAAGGGGGUAGUUUCUUUUAUGUCAGGUUUCUGUAUGAAAAUAGAAUGAAUGACUUGUUCAAUUCUUAUUUCAUGACAGGUCUUCAUGGAUUCUUUCUGAAACAGGUAGCAAUAACUUUUGGAAGAAAGAUAAUCAUGUAGAAAGGUAUGAAUGAGAAUGAAUAUCUUUACAAUACAAGAGAUGUAUUUGACCAGUAUCUUCGUCAGAAAUGAAUGAAGAUAUUCAUUCUCAUUCAUCCCUUUCUACAUUUGUCAUCAUGAAUACGGUUCAUCAAUGAUAAUCAUAUCAAAUAAUAAAGGUGAGAGGAGAUAGUAGCUUGACAAGUUUGCAAUACUUUAACAGUUUCAGUAUGGACCCAGAAAAAUAGUUUAUUGUCCCUUUACCAUGAAAUAUAGCAUAGUUAUUAAAUCUGUAAUUCUCCUAUGCCAUCCACUCUUUCUCUCCCCCUCCCUUUCCCUCUCUUGCUCUCCCACUUUCCAUGACUCCCUCUCUCCAACCCCUGCCACUUAUUUAAUUUCUUAUAAUUGCCCAUUUCUUUGAAGUCCUACAUGCCAUAAGUAUUGAAAUCCAUAAAUAGUUUAAGCUAGAGAACAAUACAAGAAGAAUUUGUCUUCAUACUGUGAAUUAAUUUCAUGGGCAGAGAUGGCUAUACAUGGAGUUUCAAGAUUAUUAUUUACUGUAAAAAAAAUGUACAAGGCAUAUUGUCUCUUACAGAAUCAACUGAUAUAUUUCAGUUGCAUGUUUGAUCAAAUAGGUCUAAUCAUCAAAUUUUGUAAUAGUAAAAGAUAGUUUGUAAAGUUUAUUAGCUAGAAUAUAUGUACUGCAUUUGGAAAUGGAUAUUUGUUUUGUACGUGAAAAGAGAAAAUGUAUUUUGAUUUGCCAACCGGGAUUAUUUUCUUUAUUUGCUUCUUUAUUAGCAGAAUAUGUAUAUGUGUACAUCUUUUGUGUGUGUGUGUGUGUACCUGUGUGUCAUAUCUGUAUACAUAAUUGAAUUGAGCUCUUUUUUGCAUUUCCUUUUUUGAUAAUAUCCCUAUUGUGAUUGCUGUCCAUUAAAUGAUAGGGGGCAUUAGUAAAAUAUAGUAUGAAAUAUUUAUUACAGCUAUUCAGCAGCUCAGUGUUUAUAAGGGAAGAUUGACAUUAUGAAUGUUACACUUUAGCCCACUACUGUGGCAAACAAACAAAAAUUAAUUUAUGUAAUACAAGAAAAGGAAUUUUUUAAAUGAGAACUUUAAACCAUACGUAUGUAAUUACAGGUCUCCGUUUUCCAACGUCAUGUAGUUUUCCUCUUAUCUUACACAUCCAUUAUUGUUAUUUGUAAUCCUAAGCAGUCUAUUACAUUUUCUCAUAGAUAUUUGAACCACCUAUUAUGCCCUUGGGAUAUUUUUAUCAGGUCUAGAAUAUAUCUUGUAUGGCAUUGCAAAUCUUGGCUGUGACAAAGCAAAAUAAUUUGUCAAGGAUGAAGUGCUUGUCUAAUCUGCAACAUAUCACCAUCAUAAUUCCAAAGUUUUAGGUAGAUAGUGUACAUUUUGUUGAACCUAAAAGUUACACAUAGAUAUUAUAACUUCUUUUGAUAAUAAGUGUUAUCUUUAUCUUUUGUUUUUCACCAUGAAAAUAUGUGUAUUAUGGUCAUUUACGACUGUUUGUAUGCCAAAGUGUAAAACAUUAGGUACCAUACUAGACUUUGUAUGGAGUCUUGAAUUUGUAAGUCUCAAAUUAAGAACUUAUGUAAUAAGUUUAAAUAUAAGCAGACAUUAUGUGGUAAAUAUUUUAGUGCCUUUAAUGAUUUUGUGAAAAUUUAUGAUUAAAAAUAAUCAAAGGUGUAUACAUCUGCCUAUAUAUAUUUCCAUCUUCAAAUGAUAAAGCUUAAAUGUCUUUGCUGUUGUAAUUAUUAUAAGAUUUAGUGACAUUGGAGAUUUUUUUGAUAUCAUGAAUGUAUGUAUUUUUCUUCUAAUGGCAUACUUGUAGUUUUUAAUAUCGCUUCUUUCUUACUUAAAAAAAAGUCCGUAUUAAUGUCAUUUUCUCAGAUAUGAAAGGAGCUCCAAACAGCAGCUUAUAAGGAAUGAAAUGUACUGUUUAGAAUUUUUUUGUGGGUCAUUUAAAGUUUAAAUUUGUUUUAGGAGUUUAAGCUUUAAAUGAUAUCCCUCUUCAUUUGAGUGAACACAUUUUCUUCUUUUUUAUUGAAUUUUCUCACUUUAUAAAUGUAUGAAGAAAUUAGUGAUUGCACAUUUCUGUAAUAUGUGUAACUAUAUCAUAAAGGAUUAGUGAAGACAGAAUAUGUUAAUUGAUAAUUACAUGAUAUUACAAAAUAUAUAUUCUGUUUCUGAUGUAAUAAUGAAUUCCCUCCUGAACCAUUGUUAGUUCCUCUAGUCAUUUCAAGAAACAGUAUUGUAAAAUGUGUUCCAAAAAAUUUAAUAAAGAAAA